AUGGUGCUUCGCUUGGAUUUCAGAUUAAUUACUCUACUGAUACUGAUUAUAUCUGUUGGAGUGGUACACAUAUCUUCCAAGAAGAGAAUUAUUGAUCAAUUAGAACCGAAUACUAGUGGUAGUGCUGUUAUGUCCAACGAGUCAACUAUGAACACUGUGAAUAAGGUACGUAGUGUGUUGAAGCAUUUUGUUGCAAUGGAACAAAGCGAAGGUGCAGGGGCGCUGGUGAAGCGUUCUAUAGGUACCAUGCAGAUGAGGAACUUUCCACCAUUUUUGAUGUUGGAUCACUUCGAUGUUGCUCCACCAGCUGGAUUCCCAGAGCACCCUCAUCAUGGACAAGAAACAAUCACAUAUGUGUUGCGUGGUAUGAUGGCGCAUGAGGAUUUCACUGGUUCCAAGGGUGUUUUACGCCCUGGCGAUUUACAAUUUAUGACAGCUGGUAAGGCUAUAGUGCAUUCGGAGAUUCCAGUGAAGAUGAACAACGGAGAAUCUACGAAUGGUUUGCAACUCUGGGUUGACUUGCCAAAUGAUAUGAAAAAUGUGGCCCCACGUUACAGAGAUUUACGUCGGGAGGAGAUUCCAAUUGCAACUCCAAGUGAUAAUCUAACGGUAAAGGUGAUUAGUGGUGAAUCUUAUGGUGUGAAAUCGGUUGCUGAACUUGCUUAUACCCCCGUUGAAUUUUUCCAUUUUAUUGCAAACAAGAAGGGCACUGAGUUCUCGCAACCUUUCAAAGAUGACUUUAGUUCAUUCCUAUAUGUUUUGAAGGGAUCUAUAGAUAUAUCUGGGAAGAACUAUCCAGAAUUCUCUGCUAUUUUCUUUAAGAACGAUGGUGAUGGUAUUAAAGGUGUUACUACGUCUGACAAUGCUGAAUUUGCAAUCAUUGGCGGUAAGUAUUUCAACCAAAAAAUUGUUCAAUACGGUCCAUUUGUAGAUGCAAGCAGAGAGAAAAUUGUAGACGUUAUUGACAAUUACCAAAACGCGAUAAACGGAUUUGAGAAUGCUAGAACAUGGUCACCUGUGAUCAAAAAUGGUGUCACUGAAGAUGAAGUCCAGCAAUAUCUGCCCUAA
Kluyveromyces marxianus DMKU3-1042 is the source of this 1068-nucleotide messenger RNA. RefSeq names its product pirin family protein (gene Pir). Lineage: Eukaryota; Fungi; Ascomycota; Saccharomycetes; Saccharomycetales; Saccharomycetaceae. The transcript has a single exon. The record is from RefSeq and is a predicted model, not a curated record. Bases 1 to 1068 code for a protein of 355 amino acids.